UGCUGGACCAGCCGCUGCCCGAGCCAGCCGGGGCGAGCCAGGGCGGGUGGGGAAGGGCGCAGCGGCGAUCCGGGGGAAGGAGGCGCAGAGACCUCGCCCCACCAGGCUUCCUCGGACCCCCACUGCACCCCUCGGCAGGCUCCAGGCUUCCUUGCAUCCUCCUUUUCCUUACCCCGCCCUGCCCUGGGCAGCCUGACCACCGCCCUCUGCUCACUCCGGGCCCGGGAGAUGCGAUGAGCCGGUGCCCCCGCGUCCUCAGCUCCGCCGCGGGCACGGUGGUGCCCCUUCCGUGGGGUGGGCCCCUCCGUGACGCCCCUCCCUGGGCCCCCCCCGCAGCUGGCGUCCCUGGACCAUGCCCCAAGGGACCCAGCCGGGGGUUGGGCUCUAGAGCAUGGGGGCUGGCGAGGAGGAAGGACGGGGCCCUGGGCGCCUCUGAGAUGCGCCCCAGGUCCAGAGGGGCCCGGCGCUCGGGUGGCAGGCAUGAUGCCUUCUCCUAGUGACUCCAGCCGCUCGCUCACCAGCCGGCCCAGCACCCGGGGCCUGACCCACCUCCGCCUCCACCGACCCUGGCUGCAGGCUCUGCUCACUCUGGGGCUGGCCCAGGUGCUCCUGGGCAUCCUGGUGGUCACUUUCAGCAUGGUGGCCUCCUCCGUGACCACCACCGAGAGCAUCAAGAGGUCCUGCCCGUCUUGGGCUGGAUUCUCGCUGGCGUUCUCUGGGAUGGUUGGCAUCGUGUCUUGGAAGCGGCCGUUUACUCUUGUGAUCUCCUUCUUCUCCUUGCUGUCGGUGCUCUGUGUCAUGCUAAGCAUGGCGGGCUCUGUCCUCUCCUGUAAGAAUGCUCAGCUGGCCCGAGACUUUCGAGAAUGUUCCGUGGAAGGUAAAGUUUGUGUAUGCUGCCCCUCCAUCCCCCUCCUGCGACCCUGCCCGGACUCGGGCCAGGAACUCCAAGUUGCCCCCAACUCUACCUGUGAAGAAGCCCGUGGGGCCCUCAAGAACCUCCUCUUCAGCGUCUGUGGGCUCACUGUCUGUGCGGCCAUCAUCUGUACCCUCUCAGCCAUCAUCUGCUGCAUCCAGAUCUUCUCCCUGGACCUUGUGCACACGCAGCUCACACCGGAGCGCUCUGUCUCGGGCCCCCUGGGGCCUCUGAGCUGUACUUCACCGCCCCCAGCCCCUCUCCUGCACACCAUGCUGGAUUUGGAGGAAUUUGUCCCACCUGUGCCCCCACCGCCCUACUAUCCACCGGAGUACACCUGCAGUUCAGAGACCGAUGCUCAGAGGCUUUGCUCCCUCCCUCAUGUCCACAGCAUCACCUACAAUGGAUCCAUGGACAGCCCAGUGCCCUUGUACCCUACCGAUUGCCCUCCUUCCUAUGAAGCUGUUAUGGGGCUCCGAGGAGACAGCCAGGCCACUCUGUUUGAUCCUCAGCUUCAUGACGGUUCCUGCAUCUGUGAGCGUGUGGCUUCCAUUGUAGAUGUGUCCAUGGACAGCGGGUCUCUGGUGCUGUCGGCCAUCGGUGACCUCCCCGGAGGCUCCAGCCCAUCUGAAGACUCUUGCCUGCUGGAGCUGCAGGGCUCUGUACGCUCCGUGGACUACGUGCUCUUCCGCUCCAUUCAACGCAGCCGGGCCGGCUACUGCCUUAGCCUGGACUGCGGCUUGCGGGGUCCCUUCGAGGACAGCCCUGUGCCCCAACGGCCCCCGAGGGCCGCACGCUCCUACUCCUGCUCCGCCCCGGAGGCACCGCCGCCUUUAGGGGCUCCCACCGCUGCCCGCAGCUGCCACCGCCUAGAAGGCUGGCCGCCCUGGGUGGGCCCCUGCUUCCCCGAGCUGAGGCGAAGGGCUCCCCGGGGAGGUGGGCGCCCAGCGGCUGCCCCUCCCGCCCGUGGGGGUCCCCCACGCCGCUUCAGCGACAGCUCAGGUUCCCUUACCCCACCGGGACUCCGGCCUCCUCAUUCGGCUCCCCCGUCUCCUCUGCUGCUGCCCCGGUGGCACAGUGACCCAGGCAUUGCCACGUCCAGCGACCACGCUGACUUCAGGGACCUUUAUACCAAAGUGCUUGAGGAAGAAGCUCCUUCCGUGUCCUCUGCAGGUACAGGGCUGUGCUCUGAAGCAUGCCUCUUCCGUCUAGCCCGCUGCCCUUCCCCUAAGCUGCUACGUGCCCGCUCAGCCGAGAAACGGCGCCCUGUACCCACUUUCCAGAAGGUUCCGCUGCCCUCAGGUCCUGCCCCAGCGCACUCUCUGGGGGACCUGAAAGGCAACUGGCCAGGCCGGGGCUUGGUCACUCGAUUUCUUCAGAUGUCCAGGAGGACCCCAGAACCCAGUGGAAGUCCAGUCCAUGGGCACAAGCAGGUGCCCCGGAGCCCUUGGGGCCGGCCAGGCAGAGAGAGCCUCCACCUUCGAAGCUGUGGGGAUCUGAGCUCUGGCUCCUCCUUGCGACGCCUUCUCUCUGGCCGUAGGCUAGAGCGUGGGGCCCGGCCACACAGCCUUAGCCUUAAUGGGGGCAGCCGGGAGACCAGGCUUUAACUGCUUGGCUAGGUGGGCAGGACACAGGACCCAGCUGGUUGGGACCAGCACAGCCCCCAAGGUCCCUUAGCAUUGGCCAACGCAAAAAAAAAAAAAAUAAAAAAAAAAUAAAGCCUGCUGAAUAACCCCCUCCUAUCCCCUUACCUCAGGGGAUCUUGCUGCUUGGCUCUGCCCCUCCAGACCAGGGACACUGCUGUUGUGGGGGUGCCUGGGUAUUCAGGCCAUAGAUGGACCCCUAUGCUUACAGCAUUCGAGGAGGAAAAGGAAUAAGGUCUGGCUUCCCCAGUGUGGAAGGAACCCACUGAUUCCUGACCAGGGCAAAGCUACGUCCUGGUGAUAAGGCCCAGAGGGCAGUGCCUGUGGGGUGGGCUGGUGAGGCUGGCAGCAUCAAAAGCCUUGGUGGACCCUCAGCUCUGCCACCUCUAGCUGCAUGACCUGAGCAAGUUAUUUAACCUCAACUGCCUGAUCUGUAAAACAUUGUGAAGACACCUGUUUGUAAAGCUCUGAAAUACUAGUACGCCUUCAAUAAAUUUCAAGUCUCCCA
This is a messenger RNA of Suncus etruscus (white-toothed pygmy shrew), 3064 nucleotides long. RefSeq names its product endosomal transmembrane epsin interactor 3 (gene ENTREP3). The transcript is spliced from 12 exons. The coding region runs from base 481 to 2520 and encodes 679 amino acids. NCBI's taxonomy places the organism in Eukaryota, Metazoa, Chordata, Mammalia, Eulipotyphla, Soricidae. The record is from RefSeq and is a predicted model, not a curated record. Gene Ontology annotation, cellular component: membrane.